Molecule: messenger RNA, 1851 nt
Organism: Babjeviella inositovora NRRL Y-12698
Lineage: Eukaryota; Fungi; Ascomycota; Pichiomycetes; Serinales
Product: TFIIH/NER complex subunit
Exons: 2
Coding region: 1-1851 (616 amino acids)
Biological process (GO): transcription by RNA polymerase II; nucleotide-excision repair; transcription by RNA polymerase I
Cellular component (GO): transcription factor TFIIH core complex; transcription factor TFIIH holo complex
Source: RefSeq, a predicted model, not a curated record
AUGUCUGUAACAGGUGCUGCGGCGUACAAAAAAAGGGCAGGGAUGCUCUCCAUUCAAGAGGAGCUCCUGCCGCCGAUCUUGGUCUGGAAGUCUAUCGACAGUUCGGUGCCAGUGCCCGUGGUGGAGUUGCCCUUGCGCACUCUUACAAACUUACAGGCGACGCCUGUUACGCUGGAAAAGAUGAUGUUGAAAGUGGUUUCCAAAGGCCCAGAGGACCCAGAGACACUGGUAACGACUGUUUUCUCCUUCAACCACCGGCCCACGAUGAACAAUAUCAGGGAUGCCUUGCAGCAAAUUAUCUCCCGCCAGAAAACAGUUAUCCAGCCGGGUCUCUCGCCCGCACCCGGCGAUGCCACACAAGCUAACGACGCUCCUGCAAAUGGAUCAUUGGGCACUUUUUCCAGUACAGACUCGCUCACGGAAGCCAAAUUGUUGCGCAAUCACACGUUGCAGCAAAAAUUACUUCGGGCACAGCCAGCCUUGUUUACAGCUUUUCAGGAGACUGUUAUCAAGGGAGGAUUGCAUCCGGACGAAUUUUGGUCAACCAGAAUUCACCUUCUCAGAACGUUUGCUCUUGAAUCCUCACAGAGAAGAGGGCCCUACAACGUGCUAUCCACCAUCAAAACCGUCGCUACAUCCGAUAACCAAGUUAAUGUUUCCAUUUCGAUUGAUAAAAUCCAGGCUAUUUUCGAGCAAUACCCGGUUGUUCGUAAAGCAUACGACGAGAAUGUGCCCAAAUUGUCUGAAGGUGAGUUCUGGACGCGCUUUUUCUGUUCCAAGUUAUUCCGCAAGCUCAAGGGUGAAAAAAUUGGGGUAUACGACAAGGGUGACUUGAUAUUGGACAAGUACUGUUUAAUCAAUCUAGACUAUCUCGAGAAGGAGGACGAGGAGGACGAGGAGCAUAUUCCCCGGUUCCUUGAUUUGGAAGGGAACAAGGAUGAUAACUCUCAGAAGUUGGGGAAUGGGCCAGACGUCACCAUGAAAGGAGAUAAUAACCCGGAAAUUGUGCUGAUCUUAAGAAGCAUGAACAAGUUGUCGACUAAGAUCGUCUCCAACUGUGUUCCCCACGGUGAAACCUUUGAGGAGCUCGAAAAAGAAAAGGAAGAGGAGUUGGAAUUUAAGGAUUUAGAAGAAACCCAGCCAAUGAGCUACAUCGAGCUCCACGUCAACUCCCAACACAACAGUAAUUCGUCCAAGACCGACACGGAGGUGACAAUAGCCGAUGCGGACAAAGUAGACGCUGGGCUUCCGGAGUUUAAAGAGAAGAUGAAGGACUAUUUCACCACAGAGCUCGACUUGACCGAGCUCUAUUCUGCUCCGUCGCGCAAGCGAUCAGCGGAGGAGGCGUUCAAGGACACCAUCCAGAUGAUUAAAGCAAACACCAAGCAGCUCAAACAGACAUGGAACGUGACCAGCGUGGAAUCGUUGUUCUCCGGUGUCUCCGUGGUGAACGUCACCACCGAUAUUGACUCUUCCCUCCCGGAUGCGGACUUGGAAACGUUGCGGUUGACACAGGCCACCUCGAUGGAAUUCCUCAAGCACUUUUGGGUGAAUUUCACGAACCGGAAGGGGGUUUCAGCGGCGGGGAACCCAGCGAUGGUCAGAAAGUUGUACGCCAGUUUGAAAAAGUGCCAGGAGCGAGUAGAAAGCAGUAUCCAGUUGGUUGCAGCCCAAAACCCGGUGAAGCCCGAGCCAGAAACUGAGAAAUCGGAAGGCGAGGCUGUGGAGAAACCAGUGGAUAAUGUGCACGAGAGACAUGCGCGUGAUUACAUGGGCAGUAUCAGUCGGAGCUUACUGGUUGCUAUUGACAGUUAUGAGAGCGCUGUGAAGAAGGUGGGCGGGGUUCUCUAG